Trachymyrmex septentrionalis is the source of this 4702-nucleotide messenger RNA. RefSeq names its product serine-enriched protein. Gene Ontology annotation, molecular function: protein binding. The transcript is spliced from 10 exons. Lineage: Eukaryota; Metazoa; Arthropoda; Insecta; Hymenoptera; Formicidae. The record is from RefSeq and is a predicted model, not a curated record.
GACAGGAAGCUCUGCAUCUGUCCAGCUCUUUGCUCGUCCAGAGACUUCGCCCUGUGCUCCCUCCGGCUGUGUAUCCAUUCACGAAAGCAACCCCCAACGCGUCCGGAAUCCCUCGAGUCUUCACGAAGACAGCAGCCAGGACUGAGACGUUCAUUUCUGCGCGCAUUUUCUGCAGCAAGAUCACCCCUCAUCUCUUCCGCGGCAAAUAAGGGCGGUGUUCGCUCGAUCCGGGCAGCUUCGUUGGAAACGCGCGUUGGAAACCAUCGCGAUCAAUCCCGCGACGUCGAUUGUAUCCCGAGCUCGAUAUACCGCGGACUUCUAGCCAACAUCGAUUGAUUUCUCCGACAAUAUUCAAGAAGAGAGUUAAAAGUGUUUUUUCGGGGCCAAAGCAGCCCGGCAAGCGAAGAGGCUCCGGGAUCAAAGCAACAGCAGGAAGACAUGGGCCCGAUGCCGGAGGCUUCAGGAUCUGGAAUGACCGACGAGGAUGAUUACUCGACUUUCGAGAAUAAAACCGGCCUGGCCGAAGACAUGAAGUUUUUGGCGAGCAUGCCAGAGCUCUGCGACGUGACAUUCCUCGUCGGUGACACCAGGGAGCCAGUUUGCGCCGUAAAAGCUGUGCUCGCGGCCAGAAGCAGAGUCUUCCAUAAAAUGCUAUAUCAAACUCCGAGCCCGCAACGUAAAAAAGAACCGCCGGCGCGAGAAAACAAGAUUCGGCUCUUUCUCAAGCGCAGCUCCGAGCCGCUGUUAAAUUUGCAGAACGCCGCGCAACAGCGGUCAGGGUUCACGCAGCAACUGGCCCCCAUCCAAGAGCCGCAAUCACAUCAGCAUCAUACGCUGAUUAUCGAGGAAUUCGAGCCCGAUGUCUUCCGGCAGCUGAUCGAGUAUAUUCAUACGGGAUGUGUGACAUUACAGCCUAGGACUUUGCUUGGGGUAAUGAACGCCGCCGAUUAUUACGGAUUGGAUGAACUCAGACGAGCCUGUGCAGGCUUCGUUCAAUGUUGUAUAACCGUUGAUACAGUCUGCGCUUUGUUAGCAUCAGCGGAGCGUUAUAUUCAGUACAAAUGCACAAAAUCCCUAGUUCAAAAGGUACUAGAGUUCGUCGAUGAGCACGGCAAUGAAGUAUUGAAUUUAGGAUCGUUCACAUUACUACCGCAACACGUUGUCCGUUUGAUCCUUGCCAGAGAAGAAUUACGUGCAGAUGAAUUUACGAAAUUUCAAGCUGCAUUAAUGUGGAGUAAAAAGUAUUGCGACAACAAUCAAAAUACACCGUUGAAAGAUGUAAUUGGUAACUUCAUCGAGUACAUUCAAUUUCACAAAAUUCCAGCUACUGUAUUGAUGCAAGAAGUAAAUCCUUUGGGACUGGUGCCACCGGAAAUUAUCAUGAAUGCAUUAGCUUAUCAGGCAGACCCAACCAGUGUCGACCCCAGAAAAUUCUCUCCCCACAGAGUGAGGAGACAGGGUCGCAGCAUGUCGGUCCAGUCGUCGCUGGAUCCGUAUGGCAGCAUCACGACCUUGAGCUCGAGCGGCUCCGACGCCGGAUCGGAUCAGAAACAAAAUUCUGGUAGCAACUAACCUCAGGCCACGGCCGCACUGAUCGCGGCCGUUUCGGACGAACCUCGACGAGCCGAGGCUAUUUGUGGCCCCGACGAAGGAGCGGCGCCGACAGACGUUGUUAUCGCAGAAGAAAGAGAGCAGAAAGAAAAACAGCGACCGCAACAGCAACAACAGCGGCAGCAGCAGCAGCAGCAGCAGCAGCAACAGCAGCAGCAGCAGCAGCAGGAGCAACAACAAGAAUCUCAAGUUCAGGUUCAUGCGGAACAGGAAGCGCCUCAAUCACAGCGUCCACCGCAGGAACAACAGAAACAGGAACAAGUGCAGUCGCAACAAAAAGAGCCGGGUCAUUUACAGCAGCAAGUCCGUCAGAAGAUAGAGAAGGACAGGGAGCAACGGAAGCUUCAGCAAGAGCAGCAGCUAUUGCAGCGUAAACUGGAACUGGAAGAGCAACUACGACGCAAGCUGGAGCGAGAACUAGAACAGGAAGGAAAACCGUUGCAACAGAAGGUGGAACAUGAAACACGAAGGAAACUGGAAAAAGACAAGGAGGAACAGCAGCAAAUUAUGCAGUUGAAAAAAGAAACGGAGCAGCUGAAGAAAGAAGAAAUGAAACGUUCGCCGAAAGCUGAACAGCGUGUGCAGCAACAGAAAAAGGUUGACGAUAAGCAAUCGCAACUACCGAAGGCAGAUGAACAGCCGGAACUGCAACAGAAACGUAAACAGCUGCAAGAACCGCUGGAUAAAAAUGAGCGAGCGAAACUGCGCAAGCAAGGUGAGAAAGUGGAGGUAUCGCGUCAAGAGUCACUUGUGCAACAGCAAAAGAUGGAGAUAACAGUGCAAGAAGAUCAAGAGGCACAGCGCCGGAAGGAGAAGCCGCAGUUGCCACAGCUUGGGGAAUCGCAGCAGCAGCAGCAGCAGCAGCACCAAGAGCAGUCGGAAAUCCGGCCGCUCGAGGGAGUCAGUGGACUUUACAUUAGGAUAGUGCUGAGGCACGAAGGUCGCGCGAAUCUAGUCUGGCUAUAUAAAACACACAUAUUCUAAAUUUCGAUGAUUCGCCUCGUCGCUUCCGUCUGAACGUCUCAAGCGACCUCGCAGCUAUACGGCUCUACGACUUAUCCAUCCAUGUUGAAAGGUAUCGUGAAUGCGAGACGUAAUGCAUCAAAAUGCAUUGCAGCGCUCCGCAUUAUUCCGGGGUUACUUAAUGUCUUAAGAGAGCAUCGGCGUUUCCUUUAAUGUUCUAAUGUCGGCGCGUCGAAGUAACGCGCGCGUCAGAAUAUCAAUUGGUGCAUGUAAUGAUCAGCUUCUUCUUCACGACGCAAGUGAAGCUUUAACGGUACAUCUUUGCGCCGCCGCAAUCUCGGUAAUCUCGAUAUGGGCGUCGCCAUUUUCUAGAUAUAAUUAAUCAAAGGAUUCCGUUAGGCUUGAUUGUCCAUGAUCGUGGAAGAAGACAAUCGUACUCAUGUUAUUGUUGCAAGAAAAAUAUGUAUUUGUUAAACGUAAAUAUGUGCAUGUAAACAGAAAUGCAUCUGUCGCUUCGUUCGUCAUGCUUUCUCUAUCGUUCGACAGGCUCAUACCGUUCAGUCCAAUAAACGCACCAUUGAGGACAGAUAAAUAACAUGAAUUAAAUAAGUGAAUUAAAUAAGUGCAGUUUAAAGAUACAAUUUCUUAUUUACGCGUAGUUUUUAUUAUUUGCAUUUUUACGAUUACUCCACAUAAUUUAUCUCGUGCAACUUCUUUUUUUUGUACGAUAGUUUCUAAUUUGUCAUAAAUUAUAUGUUUGCCGUAAACUUCAUAAUACUUUCUACCAUCUUUACUUCUUACCAUUGAACUAUUACUCUUACUAUUUCCAUUAUCAAUCAACGAAACUGCAUUUGUCAAAAAAAUUGACUUAUAUUGAACGAACUUUUCGCUAUGAGACUUAAUGUGGUUAUAGUAACAAUUUCAGAGAGAUACUGUAUACACUUGUUAAAAAUAGAUCUUAUAUUAUAGCCAAGAGAGACAUGUAAUAUAUAUUCUAUAUGUUUCUGGAUAAUGGUUAUAUGACAGUAAUAGAUGACUAGAGAGCCGAUAUUUUGUCAUGAAUGCUUCCCUGGAUAUUAUUACACUCGAUGCUAGACAUAUGUAUUCUUCGUUCGGUUGCACCGUCAAUUAUUAGAAAACCAAAAAUCUCAGCGAAGCUAUGGUUCAAGUAGUAACAGAAGUCUGAAUUCUCGCCAGAUAUAAAUUUCGCUGAAACGAAUAUUUUAUUGCCGUAGUUUUUAACUAUAAUAAUUGAUGCAUGCAAGCUACAAAAUAAGUUAUACGUUACACUUCAGAGUCCGUUAUAAAUAAAAAAACACUGCACUAAAGUUUAGAUACGUACGCGCGCUCUUAGUAACGUUAGAUAUCCGGUAGAGAUUACACAGAAGCAGAUUUAAUUUUUAAACGGAGCUUAACGCAUAGAUCAAAACGUCAACAACAACUGAGCGUAAAACUAAAACGCAGCUGUCAUCACCUCUGGUGAUGUUUUUUAUUACUGUCGCAUAUGCAGCUUAUUUGCGUAGAUGUAUCAAAGAUAUGUUCAUAAAUGUGAAUAUAUUUACUUGUCUAUGAACCGUUGUCUGUUGUGUGCAGCGACAUUUCUAUUGUUUUAUACGUAAAAUGUAUGUACAAAAAAAAAAUAUAUAUAUAUAUAUAUAUAUAUAUAUAUAUAUAUCGUUGAGCAGCCUAAAUGGCGCGAACUCCUUAUCACAAUGUUAAUCGAUAAUGCGAUCGAGCUAAACAUAAGUGGACAAAGUAUGGCAUAAAAUAUCAUACUGAGAUUCUUUCUUCUCAUUUAAAAUAGCUUCAAUUAACAUGUUCACUGUCACCGACGCGCAGGCGCGUCUUUGAUUUGCGCUUGUGUCUUUUUAAGCGCUUAAAAUAUAAGCGCCGAAAGUUUUAUACAACUCGCCUCACUAAAAUCACUUUUUUGAGAAAAUUAUGAGGAAAUGCUCCUGGCGAAAUGUUCCAAAAAUAAAAUGAAAACAUAGUGAUAGUAAACGUGUUAAUUCAAUGAUUUCUUUAGCAAUUUGCUGUUCUGCUAUUAUUCAUCUGGCUACUGCGUAUUUUUAAUCAAUACGAUAUUAUACUGGUAUCCGUUAGUCUUCCAUCUAUUCUUAUUUUGAGA